Penicillium paradoxum is the source of this 1332-nucleotide messenger RNA. RefSeq lists its product as uncharacterized. The transcript has 5 exons. The record is from RefSeq and is a predicted model, not a curated record. Gene Ontology annotation, molecular function: protein binding. The coding region runs from base 1 to 1332 and encodes 443 amino acids. Lineage: Eukaryota; Fungi; Ascomycota; Eurotiomycetes; Eurotiales; Aspergillaceae.
AUGCAUGGUAUGCUGAAAGCUGACAAUAUAUGCUUCGAAGACAUGGAGUACGAGAGAAGCCCCGUGCAACUGCCCUCCGUGGCCCCCCAAGCUUCUCGCUGCCAACUGCUGGAGCUCCCGAAUGAGCUGCUCCAGCAGAUUGCCUGCGAUCUUCCCACCGACCGUGACGUUCUGAGUCUCUCCCAAUCUUGCAAGGAGAUGUGGGGGAAGGUCUUCGAAGCGGAGUCUGCCGUCUGGCGAGACCGCUUCAGCAAGCACUACGACCUCCCCGCUGGAAAACCGUCCAAGCAGUUGAAGAUCGAGUACCAGAUCCGCGCCAUUGUACUCGACCCGCAGAUCAGCUUCGGAGGAGUGGAAGACGAUCGUCAAUAUCUCUGGAUGGAGGUCAUCAAGACCAUGCUUGAGGAGUCCCAGCAAGCAACCGUCGCUCCUGGAAAGAUAUCCAAGACAUUGGAUUGUAUCGGUGAAACCCUCAAGAGAGUCGACUUCCUGAGCGAGUUCCAAAAACAAGGAACGAUCUCGCAGCUCUUCUACGCUCUCCAACUGUGCCUCUCUCCCUUUGCUCUCAACCCUACAGUCACCCAGUCUUGCCGCCGCACCGACUACAACAUGGAAGUAGUCUAUUCAUGUACUGAGGGAGUAGGCAGUGCCUACAUUGGCCACGACGACCUCGACCUCUCCAAACUCGUGCACAUGCGCUGUUUCUGGCAACGACAUCUUCUCAACGCCUCUGAGUUCACCUACCACGACUCUUUCGCCGGGCUGGCUCCAAAGAUGAGACCCAAAAUGGGAAGGCAAGACCCAGUUGAUAUUACCAAGAUCGGCCAAUCUUGGUUGGGAUACUAUUCCUGCAUGCACCCAAUCUCUGACUUGCUGGAGAUUGAUCGUCAGACAUGCGCUGAUUUCGGUAGCCAUGGCGACACAAUUGAUGUGAUGGUUCUCGACCUCGUGCCCUCGGAGAGCCUGUUCUGGCCCGAGGAAUGCCGCAAGCUCAUUCCCCUUGUCGGUGGCACUGAGACUAAGCGGUCAUAUUUCGAUGGCAAGCAGAGAUACCAUGCCAGCGCUGAGGGCAGGAAGAAUCAUGUGUUCGGAUUCACCGAGGAGAUCGACUUCGCUCACGGCGGAUUCCGGGGAUGGACCCGGAUCUGCUUCACCAUCGUUCAAGCAGUGGAGGAGGAUGAGGACAAGCCUUCUUACCUCGUGCUGAACACUGACUGCUGGAUCCAUGCCUACGAGGCUGUGAUCACUCCUGGCGGGUGUCUCAUGAUUGGGCGCUGGCUGGAUAUGAACGAGACCGAGGCCAAGGGCCCAUUCAUCUUGUGGGAUGUUUGA